Molecule: messenger RNA, 2372 nt
Organism: Colletotrichum phormii
Lineage: Eukaryota; Fungi; Ascomycota; Sordariomycetes; Glomerellales; Glomerellaceae
Product: kinase-like domain-containing protein
Exons: 1
Coding region: 393-1970 (525 amino acids)
Biological process (GO): protein phosphorylation
Molecular function (GO): ATP binding; protein serine/threonine kinase activity
Source: RefSeq, a predicted model, not a curated record
ACCAUUUGGGUGAAUGCAACCACUCCUCCCUCUGACAAUGCCUUGUUGACUGACCGACUACUCAAGAAACCCGACCAAACACCAAUGCCUAGUAGAAACGACACUUACGACAUCACUUGCUCAUUCUUCCGCCGCCAGAUGCGCCGAAACCCGAGCCACCAAAACCUCGAGAGAAACUACAAUUCUGACCCCCGCGACGAUCCCGAGCGACGACGAGGCACGAUCUCCGUGCUUCACUCCUAUCCAUAACCUUCCUACCAAAGUGACGCCCACUACUGGUAUAGGGCGCGACCGGGACACCGACGCGCGCCCCUCGUUUACGAGCAAUCCAUACUUCUAUACGGAGCGGCCACCUUAAAUCCUUCCCGUAAACCACCACCACCACCCGAACCAUGAUUGCCAAGGCGACGCCCGCACUGAACACGGUGCGCGGCUUCCAGAACACCCCCGUCACCUCCGGCGACGAGGAUUCCGACUACGGCGUCUGCGCUACCCCGCCUCUCUCCGCGAAGCGCUCCGGCCGCACCGCCUUCAUCGACGAUGUCGUCAGCGCCAACUGCAGCCCCAACAUGCGUGGGGCCUCCUCUCCUGCUGUCUCGGGCAUCGCCAAGCUGCGCUUGCAGAUGGAGCCUCUCAGCUUGGACAACUCUUCCCGAACGAGCACCUUGACCCUCAACGGCAGCAACGGCAGCAACGGCCACGGCGGCCUUUCCAAGGGGUUCGGCAUCAGCAGCGCUGUCAUGAGCCGCUGCGGGAGCCAGGACGGCAGCCAGAGCGAGGCCGGCAGCGAGCGUUCCGAGAACGGGUCUACAAGCUAUGAGGUUAACCUGGAACAUGACUACGUCGACGAGAGCGUGCGAGAGCGGAACGGCCACAUUGUGCCCAUCGAGGGCAGCAAGGACGUCCAGCGUAAGAUGACGGCCGACGACUUUGAGCCCCUCCGAUGCCUUGGAAAGGGAACCUACGGUACCGUGCUUCUCGUCAAGCAGCGCAACACCGGCCGGCUUUACGCUCAGAAGCAAUUCAAGAAGGCUUCCCUUACCGUGCACAAGAAGCUCAUCGAGCAGACCAAGACGGAGCGCCAGAUCCUUGAAUCGGUCAACCGACACCCCUUUGUCGUCAAGCUCUACUAUGCUUUCCAGGACCACGAGAAGCUGUACCUGAUUCUCGAGUACGGCCAGGGUGGAGAGCUGUUCACUCACCUGAGCACCGAAAAGAUGUUUGCCGAGCCUGUUGCUGCGUUCUACAUGGCAGAAAUGCUUCUGGCCAUCUCGCACCUGCAUAGCACCCUGGGUGUCGUGUACCGUGACUUGAAGCCCGAAAACUGCCUGCUGGAUUCCGAAGGCCAUCUGCUGCUCACCGAUUUUGGCCUUUCCAAGGUUGCGGUCGAUACUUCAGAGGACCACUGCAAUUCGAUGCUCGGAACUGUCGAGUACAUGGCCCCCGAGGUCAUCCAGGGACAAAAGUACGGAAAGGCGGUCGAUUGGUGGUCUUUCGGCGCGCUGGGCUACGACUUGAUGACUGGUAAUCCUCCCUUCCGCGGCGGCAACCAUGCCAAGAUUCAGCAAAACAUCGUCAAGCAGAAGCUCGUCAUGCCGUACUUCUUGAGCCCCGACGCCAAGGAUCUCCUGACGCGCUUGCUCAAGAAAGACCCCAAGAAGCGCCUGGGAGCCAACAUGCCCAAGGACCUGCAGGUUAUGAAGGGCCACCGCUUCUUCAAAAAGAUUGACUGGAAGAAGCUCGAAGCCAGAGAGGUUGAGCCGCCCAUCCAGCCCAUGAUCACGGACCCCGAGCUCGCCGAGAACUUUGCGCCCGAGUUCACCGACUUGUCCCUGAGCCCCGUCAUCACGGCCAAGGACCCCUGGAGCGCCAUGUCGGCCAAGGAAGAUGACCCCUUUGGCGGCUUCAGCUUUGUUGCGUCGAGUAGCAUGCUGGAGAGCCACGCGUUUCGAUUCACCACUGAGGUCUAGACUGCAUUGUUCAUACACAUCAUCAGCAGCGUUAGACGAAAGCGUAUAGAGAGACAAGAGGUGGUGAGAUGUGAAGGAGAUUCGGGAGUGCUUGGCGAACGGCAUGGGAAAAGUCUGGGAGCCUCAUUGUGAAUUGGCGCGACCACUGGACGCGUGCAGUACGGAGUUAUUGAAGCGAAGCAAGACCGUAGAAUUCUGGGCACUGAGGGUUUCCAGUCCUUCACUACCUGGUUCGGUCUACCUAGCUCGGUCUAUGGGCGACGGAAUAGCGAAAGAUCGACAUUGGGGUCUGUUGUUUUUCUCUGGCGCAUCGCUAGUACGUAGUUUUACCUUUUUUUCUUUCUUCGGCAGUCGUUGCACGAGGCAUUGUCACGAUAAUAUAUACGAGCUUUUCUUGUUUGA